This is a messenger RNA of Chaetomium fimeti, 1151 nucleotides long. Its product is annotated as TIM21-domain-containing protein. Gene Ontology annotation, cellular component: TIM23 mitochondrial import inner membrane translocase complex. The record is from RefSeq and is a predicted model, not a curated record. The transcript has 4 exons. Gene Ontology annotation, biological process: protein import into mitochondrial matrix. The coding region runs from base 203 to 976 and encodes 257 amino acids. Lineage: Eukaryota; Fungi; Ascomycota; Sordariomycetes; Sordariales; Chaetomiaceae.
GCUGAACCGAACUCAAAACUCCCCCACCCGAGAAAUUGCCGGCCGGCACUCGAUCGCGUGCAUGCAUUGACUAAGUUCAAGUCGAGCUCCGCCGAAGCUUUUCUUCCACCUCGACAACCCACCCCAGACAAAUCCCACUCCCGCCCAUUCGAACGACCCCGGCUUACCAGAAGCCGUCAGCGAUGGGCACCGCCAAGCCACCAUGAUGAAUCGAGUCACGGUCUCGGGGCUGCGGCUCCGACCCAGCAGCACCGCUGUUACUGCUACCGCUACCACCACCACUCCCAACACCGCACACCCCCCCCUCCGCAUCCAGCAGCAGCUUGCCCGCAGCACCCGCCCCUCGACGUUGUCCUACGCCAGCCACCGCCGGUACGCCACGAAGCCAGGCUCGGCCCCCGAAUCCCGCCGGCGCGCCGUGACACCCUUCAACGACACGGGCAACGUGCCAUGGACCGAGCUGUCGGCCGCCGAAAAGACGGGGCGCGCCGCCCAGCAGACCUUCAACUUCGGCAUGGUUAUCGUGGGGGUGGUGUUGACGGGCGGCGUGGGCUACGUGCUGUACUCGGAGGUGUUCGCGCCCGACAGCAAGACAACGUACUUCAACCGGGCGGUUAACCGCAUCAAAACGGACCCGCGGUGUCUGGAGCUGCUGGGGGACGGCAAGAAGAUCACGGCGUUUGGUGAGGAGACGCACAACAAGUGGCGGCGCGCUAGGCCGAUUGCCUCGACCAUCACCAAGGAUGGGCAGGGAAACGAGCAUAUGAUGAUUCAAUUUAAUGUCCAAGGGCCGAAAGGCACGGGCCGAGUCGGUAUGCAUCUCGUCAAGCGUGCUGGCCAUGGCGAGUACGAGUACAAGUACUUCUUUGUAGACGUUCGGGGCCAUCAAAGGAUAUACCUCGAGAACGCCGAUACUUCACGUGCGAAGGACGGAGAGAACAAGGGGUUCAGGAUGUUCGGUGUCAAGUGGACUUGAUGAGUCGGUAAUGUGUCAGGCCCACCUCUGGGAACUUGAGCGCUGUAUACUAUGAGCUGCAAGCUGGGGAGCGUUGUUUGUAUGUUUCGAUUGACGACACGUCAAACGCAAAGGCCCCGAGGGGCAUUACCACACCGACUAAGCUAGUGUACAAAAAUGAUGCUACAAUCUGUAU